GGUAAGAAGCGGAUUGUUGCCGAGGACGCAUUCAGCUGUCAGAGAUAACGCCGCUCAGCCUGCUCUUACCUGGAGUUUCACCACCAUGGACUUAACCGAGGAUAGCGCUGUGGAAAUUAUCCUGUGCUGACCCACUUCGUUCACGCACUUCUCUCUCUCCCUCUCUGUCGUUGACGCCUGCUUUAAUUUCUGCCAGGUGGAGUCGACCCUGAGGAGCCAUGUCGGACAAGAUGUCCAGUUUCCUCCACAUCGGGGAUGUUUGUUCCCUGUAUGCGGAGGGCUCCACCAAUGGAUUUAUUAGCACUUUAGGGCUUGUGGAUGACCGCUGUGUGGUACAACCAGACACAGGUGACCUCAACAACCCCCCCAAGAAAUUCAGAGACUGCCUUUUCAAACUGUGCCCUAUGAACAGAUACUCCGCACAGAAACAGUUCUGGAAGGCGGCAAAACCUGGCGGCAACAGCACCACUGACACACUCCUCCUCACUAAACUUCAUCAUGCCGCUGACCUGGAGAAGAAGCAGAAUGAUUCUGAAAACCGCAAGCUGCUGGGAUCCGUCAUCCAGUAUGGAAAUGUCAUUCAGUUGCUGCACUUGAAAAGCAAUAAAUACCUGACAGUGAACAAGCGGCUACCCGCACUGUUGGAGAAGAACGCCAUGAGAGUGACUCUGGACUCCGCGGGAAACGAGGGAUCCUGGUUCUACAUCCAGCCCUUCUACAAGCUGCGAUCCCUGGGCGACAGUGUGGUGAUUGGAGAUAAAGUGGUUCUUAACCCUGUGAAUGCAGGCCAGCCUCUUCACGCCAGCAGCCACCAGCUAGUCGACAACCCCGGAUGCAAUGAGGUUAAUUCCGUUAAUUGCAACACGAGUUGGAAAGUUGUUCUGUUCAUGAAAUGGAGUGACAACAAGGAAACAAUACUCAAAGGGGGAGAUGUCGUCCGGUUGUUCCAUGCAGAGCAAGAGAAGUUCCUCACUUGUGACGACCACAGGAAGAAGCAGUAUGUUUUCCUUCGCACAACCGGCCGGCAGUCGGCCACUUCUGCCACCAGCAGCAAAGCACUGUGGGAAGUAGAGGUGGUCCACCAUGACCCAUGUAGGGGAGGUGCAGGCUACUGGAACAGCCUGUUCAGGUUUAAACACUUGGCCACAGGGUGUUAUAUGGCUGCUGAGAUGGGUGAGGUGAAUGCCGAAUUUGAGGAGGAGAGCGCUGAGCUGCGGUCCUCGGUGGUGGACUUUACACCCUUUAAUUUCCAGCUGGAUGCAGAUAAUGAAGCUUUACGAGCCCGUCUGCGAGCUCCGCAGGAGAAGAUCAUGUACACUUUGGUGCCAGUUCCCGACGGCAUGGACAUCUCCUCCAUCUUUGAGCUGGACCCCACCACUCUGAGAGGCGGAGACUCCAUGGUGCCCAGGAGCUCCUAUGUGAGGCUAAGACACUUGUGCACCAACACGUGGGUUCACAGCACCAACAACCCCAUCGACCAAGAGGAGGAGAAACCGGUUAUGUUACGGAUUGGAACAUCAGCGGUAAAAGAGGACAAGGAAGCGUUUGCCAUCGUACCAGUGCCACCAGCAGAAGUGCGUGAUUUAGACUUUGCCAAUGAUGCGAGUAAAGUGUUGGCGUCCAUCGCUGGCAAGCUUGAAAAGGGCACCAUUACCCAAAAUGAAAGAAGGUUUGUGACCAAGCUCCUGGAGGAUCUAGUAUUCUUUGUGGUGGACAUCCCCAACAGUGGGCAGGAUGUUUUGGAGAUCAUGGUGAACAAACCCAACAGAGAGAGACAGAAACUCAUGAGAGAGCAGAAUAUCCUGAAGCAGAUUUUCAAACUUCUCCAAGCCCCGUUCACAGACAGUGGCGAUGGUCCUAUGCUGCGACUGGAGGAGCUUGGAGACCAGCGCCACGCUCCAUUUAGACAUAUUUGCAGGCUGUGCUAUAGGGUGUUGAGGCAUUCCCAGCAGGAUUACAGGAAGAACCAGGAAUACAUAGCCAAGCAAUUCCGCUUCAUGCAAAAGCAGAUCGGGUAUGAUGUGCUGGCAGAAGACACAAUAACGGCUCUGCUCCACAACAACCGCAAGCUGCUGGAGAAACACAUCACUGCUGCUGAGAUAGACACAUUUGUGACCCUAGUGAGGAAGAACCGGGAGCCGAGGUUUCUGGACUACCUCUCAGAUCUUUGUGUGUCCAUGCAAAAGUCCAUCCCUGUGACACAGGAGCUCAUCUGCAACUCAGUGCUGGACCCUACCAAUGCCGACAUCCUCAUCGAAACCAAAUUGGUCCUGUCGAGGUUUGAAAUUGAGACGACGGCGAAUGGGGAUAGUCCAGUGGAGCCGGAGGAUGAAGAGGAGGUCUGGCUGUUCUGGAAAGACAAUUGUAAGGAGAUCCGGAGUAAGAGCGUCAGGGAGUUGGCUCAGGACGCCAAGGAGGGCCAGAAGGAGGACCAGGAGGUGGUCAGCUACUAUAGGUGCCAGCUGAACCUCUUUGCCCGGAUGUGUCUGGACCGUCAGUACCUGGCCAUCAACAAGAUCUCUUGUCAGCUGGAUGUGGAUUUGAUCCUGCGCUGUAUGUCGGAUGAGGACCUGCCCUUUGACUUGCGGGCGUCCUUCUGCCGUCUGAUGCUGCACAUGCACGUGGACCGUGACCCUCAGGAGCAGGUCACACCCGUCAAAUACGCCCGCCUUUGGUCUGAGAUUCCCUCUAAGAUCGCUAUUGAUGACUAUGACAACGAUGGAACCACCAGAGAUGAGAUCAAAGAGCGGUUCUGCCUCACAAUGGAUUUUGUGGAGAACUACCUGAGAGAGGUGGUGUCACAGAACAUCCCCUUCUCUGACAGGGAGAAAAACAAGCUUACCUUUGAGGUGGUGAACCUGGCACGGAACCUCAUAUACUUUGGUUUCUACAACUUCAGCGACCUGCUUCGACUGACGAAGAUCUUACUUAACAUUUUAGACUGUGUCCAUGUCAACACCAUUUAUCCAAUCAACAAGAUAGAGAAGGGAGAGGAAAACAAAGCUGGCAGUAAUGUGAUGAAGUCCAUUCACGGAGUCGGGGAGUUGAUGACCCAGGUAGUGCUGCGAGGAGGCGGCUUGUUGCCCACCACACCAACUCAUCAGCCAGAGGGAGAUGUGGCUAAGACACAGAUUGAACCGGAGAGAGAAGACAUCAUGGUCAUGGACACAAAGCUCAAGGUCAUUGAGAUCCUGCAGUUCAUUUUGAAUGUGCGGCUAGACUACAGGAUCUCCUGCCUGCUUUGCAUUUUCAAACGAGAGUUUGAUGAGAUCAACCCACAAGCGGACAAUGCUGCCAGUCAGAAUGGAAGCAAUAACAUGCCAGGAAAUCUUGACUUUGAGAACAUCGAGGAGCAGGCAGAGGGGAUUUUUGGAGGAAGUGAGGAGAACACUCCGCUAGACCUGGAUGACCACGGUGGUCGUACAUUCCUGAGGGUCCUGCUGCACCUGACCAUGCACGAUUACCCUCCUCUCGUGUCUGGAGCGCUUCACCUGCUCUUCAGACACUUUAGCCAGAGGCAGGAGGUCCUCAUGGCCUUCAAACAAGUCCAGCUGCUGGUGACCAGUCAGGAUGUGGACAACUACAAGCAGAUCAAGUCAGAUUUGGACCAGCUGCGUUCCAUUGUAGAGAAGUCUGAACUGUGGGUUUAUAAGAGGCAAGGGGAAGAUGGGAUGGACGGAGAUGGGCCUUCAGAGUCUGAGAGCAAAAACAAGGGAGACUCGCCUGCUUCAGACAAGAAGAAGUCAGAAAGCACCAGCAGUUACAACUACAGGGUUGUAAAAGAGGUUCUUCUGCGUCUCAGUAGGCUUUGUGUCCAGGAGGGGAGCUCAGGGAAGAAGAGUAGGAAACAGCAGCAGAGGCUGCUGAGGAACAUGGGAGCUCACAGUGUAGUCCUGGAGCUCCUACAGAUCCCCUAUGAGAAGGGUGAGGAUGUCCGAAUGCAGGAGAUCAUGAAACUGGCUCACGAGUUCCUGCAGAAUUUCUGCGCGGGGAAUCAGCAGAAUCAGGUUCUUCUUCACAAGCAUAUCAACUUGUUCCUCAACCCAGGGAUUCUAGAGGCAGUCACCAUGCAGCACAUCUUCAUGAAUAACUUCCAGCUGUGCAGUGAGAUCAACGAGCGAGUGGUUCAGCACUUUGUUCACUGCACCGAGACUCAUGGUCGACAUGUCCAAUAUCUCAAGUUCCUUCAAACCAUCGUGAAGGCCGAGAACAAGUUCAUAAAGAAGUGUCAGGACAUCGUCAUGGCUGAGAUGGUGAACUCGGGCGAGGACAUCCUGGUCUUCUACAACGACCGCUCCUCCUUCCAGACCCUCAUCCAGAUGAUGCGUUCAGAGCGGGACCGCAUGGAUGAGAACAGCCCCCUAAUGUACCACAUCCACCUGGUAGAACUGCUGGCUGUCUGCACUGAGGGCAAGAACGUCUACACUGAGAUCAAGUGUAACUCCCUGCUGCCCCUGGAUGAUAUCGUACGGGUCGUCACCCAUGAAGACUGCAUCCCUGAGGUGAAGAUUGCCUACAUCAACUUCCUAAACCACUGCUACGUCGACACAGAGGUGGAGAUGAAGGAGAUUUACACCUCCAACCAUAUGUGGAAGCUGUUUGAGAACUUCCUGGUGGACAUCUGUAGGGUGUGCAACAACACCAGUGACAGGAAGCAUGCGGAUACCAUCCUGGAGCGUUAUGUAACUGAGACAGUCAUGAGCAUUGUCACGUGUUUCUUUAGCUCUCCUUUCUCUGAUCAGAGCACAAGUCUGCAGACUCGUCAGCCAGUUUUUGUACAACUGCUCCAGGGAGUGUUCAGGGUGUACCACUGUAACUGGCUUAACCCGGUUCAGAAGGCCUCAGUGGAGGCUUGCAUUAAAGUACUCUCAGACGUGGCUAAAAGCAGAGCCAUUGCCAUUCCAGUGGACUUGGACAGUCAGGUGAACAACUUGUUUGUCAAGUCCAAUAAUGUUGUGCAGAAGAGCAUCCUCAGCUGGAGACUGUCUGCUAAGAACACUUUCAGGCGAGACUCCGGCCUGACCUCCUCCAAAGACUACCGAAACAUCAUUGAGAGGCUACAGGACAUAGUAUCGGCGCUGGAGGAUCGACUGAGGCCGCUGGUCCAAGCUGAGCUCUCAGUGCUGGUGGAUGUCCUGCAUCGUCCAGAGCUGCUCUUCCCUGAGAACACAGAAGCUCGCAAGAAAUGUGAAAGUGGAGGAUUCAUAUCAAAGCUGAUCAAACACACCAAGCAGCUGCUGGAAGAGAACGAGGAGCGUCUCUGCAUCAAAGUGCUGCAGACACUGAGGGAAAUGAUGACAAAAGACCGGGGCUAUGGGGAGAAGCUGAUUGCCUUUGAUGAUGAAAUGGAUGUGGCUGAGCUGGCACCUCCACCCGAGCCGGAAGUCCCUGCAGAGGAGCUUGAUCCCAACGAGCCGCAGAAGCAACUGGAGGAUCAGAGGAGGGGCGAAGCUCUGCGGCAGAUCCUUGUCAAUCGAUACUAUGGGAACGUCAAACCUGGCCUGAGGAGAGAGAGCCUCACGGCCUUCAGCACCGGGCCACUCGCUCCUGGAACGCAGGGGAAAUCACCUACAGUUGUCAGCUCCGGGGUCGGCGGUCGCGGCGAGCUGAGUUUGGCGGAGGUGCAGUGCCAUCUGGACAAAGAAGGGGCUUCCGACCUGGUUAUUGACCUCAUCAUGAAUGCUACCAGUGACCGCAUCUUCCAGGAGAGCAUCCUGUUGGCCAUCGCUUUGCUGGAGGGUGGAAACACGGUCAUCCAGCGGUCGUUCUUCGAGCGUUUGACUGGGGACAACAAGUCCGAAAAAUUCUUCAAGGUGUUUUAUGAGCGCAUGAAGCUGGCCCAGCAGGAGAUCAAAGCCACCGUGACGGUCAACACUAGUGACCUAGGAAGCAAGAAGAAGGACGAGGAGCCACCUGACAAAGACACGCCAGCGCGCAAGAAAGACGUGCUGGUGGUGGCAGUGGUGACCGAGGAGGUGAAGGAGCAGCUAGUGGAGGCCGCCAUUGUCACCAAGAAGGCCUUCACGACCUACCGCCGCGAGGCCGAAGCCGAAGAGCACCAGGCGGCUGCCGACGGCGCUCCCGCCGCGACUCCUGAUAAGGGCCAGGAGGAAGGCGAGAUGAGCGUCAUCAUCACCAUCAUGCAGCCCAUCUUGCGCCUCAUGCAGCUUCUCUGCGAGAACCACAACAGAGAGCUGCAGAACUUUCUGCGCAACCAGAACAACAAGAACAACUACAAUCUGGUGUGCGAGACUCUUCAGUUCUUGGACUGCAUCUGUGGCAGCACCACGGGCGGACUGGGGCUGCUGGGACUCUACAUCAAUGAGAAGAAUGUAGGACUCAUCAAUCAGACUGUGGAGAGCCUGACGGAGUACUGCCAAGGCCCCUGUCAUGAGAACCAGAACUGCAUCGCCACUCAUGAAUGCAAUGGAAUUGACAUCAUCAUCGCUCUCAUCCUCAAUGACAUCAACCCCCUCGGCAAGAAGAGGAUGGACCUUGUGCUGGAACUCAAAAAUAAUGCCUCAAAGCUUCUUCUUGCGAUUAUGGAGAGUCGCCAUGACAGCGAGAACGCCGAGAGGAUACUGUACAACAUGAGACCUAAGGAGCUGGUGGAAGUGAUCAAAAAGGCCUACAUGCAGGGCGAGAUCGAGGUGGAGGAGCCGCAGGAGGGCGAAGGUGCCGAGGAGGAGCACUCUGCGUCCCCACUCAACGUUGGUCACAAUAUCUACAUCUUGGCACAUCAAUUGGCCCGUCACAACAAGGAACUACAGGCUAUGUUGAAGCCGGGGGGGACAUAUGGAGAGGGUGAUGAGGCCCUGGAGUUCUACGCCAAACACACAGCUCAGAUCGAGAUCGUACGGCUAGAUCGCACCAUGGAGCAGAUAGUCUUCCCCGUGCCCAACAUCUGCGAGUUCCUCACCCAGGAGUCCAAGCUGCGUGUCUACUACACCACAGAGCGGGAUGAGCAAGGCAGUAAGAUCAAUGACUUCUUCCUGAGCUCUGAGGACCUUUUCAAUGAGAUGAAUUGGCAGAAGAAGCUGCGAGGUACCCAAGAGGAUACUGGUAACACAAACACGGUUCCCUCUCAGCCCAUCCUGUACUGGUGCUCCAGGAACAUGUCAUUCUGGAGCAGCAUCUCCUUCAACCUGGCUGUGCUCAUGAACCUGCUGGUGGCCUUCUUCUACCCUCUGGAGGGACGCCGCGGAGGUACCCUGGAGCCCCAUCUGUCUGCCCUGCUGUGGAUGGCCAUGCUGGUUUCCCUGGCGAUCGUUAUCGUCUUGCCUCAGCCUCACGGUAUCCGGGCGCUCAUUGCUUCCACCAUCCUGCGUCUGAUCUUCUCCGUCGGCCUGGAGCCCACGUUGCUUCUGCUGGGGGGUUUCAACUUGUGUAACAAGGUGAUCUUCCUGACGAGUUUCGUCGGCAACCGCGGAACCUUCACACGUGGCUACAUAGCCAUGAUCAUGGACGUGGAGUUCCUGUACCACCUGCUGUACCUGAUCAUCUGCAGCCUGGGGGUCUUCGUCCAUGUCUUCUUUUACAGCCUGCUACUUUUUGAUCUGGUUUACCGAGAAGAGACCUUGCUCAACGUGAUAAAGAGUGUGACUCGCAAUGGCCGCUCCAUUGUUCUGACAGCCGUGCUGGCUCUCAUCCUCGUCUACCUCUUCUCCAUUGUCGGCUACAUCUUCUUCAAAGACGAUUUCAUUUUGGCUGUCGACAGGAUACCCAACAAAACUCUCGAGCACGGGGCCAGCAUGGUGGGAGAGUUCUUCUCUGGAGGAGUGUGCCAGAAAGAAAACGGGGAGAACUGUUCCACAGAGGCCGUAACGGAUGCUCCGCUUACCGUCCAGCCGUCGGCGGUGGUGAUCGAGGACAAGGAGCGAUCGUGUGACUCCCUGCUCAUGUGCAUUGUCACAGUACUGAGUCACGGCCUCAGGAGUGGAGGAGGUGUUGGAGACGUCCUGCGGAAGCCAUCCAAAGAGGAGCCCCUUUUCGCAGCCAGGGUGAUCUACGACAUGCUCUUCUUCUUCAUGGUCAUCAUUAUUGUCCUCAACCUCAUCUUUGGUGUCAUCAUCGACACGUUUGCCGACCUGAGGAGCGAGAAGCAGAAAAAAGAGGAAAUCCUGAAGACGACAUGUUUUAUUUGCGGUUUGGAGAGAGACAAGUUUGACAAUAAGACAGUUACCUUCGAAGAGCACAUCAAAGUCGAGCACAACAUGUGGCACUACUUGUUCUUCAUCGUCCUGGUGAAGGUGAAGGAUUCCACAGAGUACACCGGCCCAGAGAGCUACGUGGCCGAAAUGAUCAGGGAGCACAACUUGGACUGGUUCCCCCGGAUGCGGGCCAUGUCCCUGGUCAGCAGCGAUGCGGACGGGGAGCAGAAUGAGAUCCGAAACCUGCAGGAGAAACUGGAGUCCACCAUGAAACUGGUGUCCAACCUGUCGGGCCAGCUGACGGAGCUCAAGGAACAGAUGACAGAACAGAGGAAGCAGAAGCAGCGGAUUGGCCUGCUGGGACACCCUCAGCACAUGAACGUCAACCCCCAGCAGCCUGCAUAGGGUCCGGUGACGCGGGGGCCCUUACGCAGCAGCUCACGGCAUCGGCCGUGUGGACGGACGGCGUGACGGCGUGCACAUUCCUCCCUCAGAGGUUGCACAUCAUGUAUGCUGCCCUGAGUGUAAUUCGUAACGGUAGGGAAACAAUAGGUAGUCAUAAGGCGACGUGUAGCUCUGCCCCCACGCACGCGUUACUCCGAACAGUGACGCUCACCCACCUUCUUUCUGUUCAGUCCGGUUUGGAAUUGGUGCCAAAUGUUUUCUACUUUAAAAAAAAAAACAUAAUAAUAAUAAAUAAAUUGGAUUUCUUAACACAUGGCCUUCACUGGUUGAACUUGAAACACGAUGAAGCUGACUGGACAGGAGGAUUUAGUCUCAUUUGUUUUAUUUGAAUGUUUUCUAUUUAUAUUUCUGGCAUAACGAGCAGUAUUAAAUGUCUUAUUCUUUUGUAUGUUGUCGUGCAAUAUAUUAACUUAAAGAUGCAACCUCAUUGGUGUGUGGAUUUAAGUUCCAUCGAUCAUGUCUUACUUAAAAGCGUGGGACAAUUCUUCUGUUUGUACUUUAUUGUCUCUGGAUAAAAUAGGGAGUAGUUGGUUGUCUUUACUUAUGCAAAUAUAGAGAUAAUAUUUAAUAAGCUGGCCUUCUCAAUUUUACUUUUUUUAAAUUUCUCAAUAGAGAUAGUAUAUUGUGUGAGGGCAAUAUAUACAGAUAGUUUUCUUUCACCUGUGUAAAUCUAAUGGCGUCAUGUCUCAGUUCUAACAACUUGUUUUAUUAUCAACCUGCUUUCUUAUUUAAUUGGGUUCUAUAGGACGUUUGACUUGUCGGUCAAAGAUACUGUGUAAUUUAUUCAGUAUCACACUCUCUAUUACAAUUUGAUCAGCAGUCUGUUAUUGUAAUAAACGUCAUUCGCAUAAUUUCCUAAUUAGCAGCAAACAUGUUCCAAUUGUGCCUGUUUUUUUUUUUGUCUUUGUUUAAAGUCUGAUGCAUGUUUGCUGCUUGUGCAGAGUCAAUAACAUUCAUGUUCCCUUUUCCUGAAACGUAUUAGUUGGUUUUCAUGGUACUGUUAGAAUGAUCUCCUAUUUGUUUUUUGGACUACUAUGUUUACACAAAGUUUGUUGCAUAUUUUUGCUUUUGUAUAGAAAAAUGAGAUGGUGGAAAAACAACUGUUACCCAUGAAUGUUAAGAUUAACAAAUCUAAGCACUGUCAAUUUGUAUAUUAAAGUAGGAUUAUUUAUUAAAAUGUAUGUAAUUAUCCUUUA
Cyclopterus lumpus (lumpfish) is the source of this 9811-nucleotide messenger RNA. It is a transcript of the gene itpr1b, whose product is annotated as inositol 1,4,5-trisphosphate receptor, type 1b. Bases 219 to 8555 code for a protein of 2778 amino acids. Gene Ontology annotation, biological process: calcium ion transmembrane transport. The record is from RefSeq and is a predicted model, not a curated record. Gene Ontology annotation, molecular function: inositol 1,4,5 trisphosphate binding; inositol 1,4,5-trisphosphate-gated calcium channel activity. NCBI's taxonomy places the organism in Eukaryota, Metazoa, Chordata, Actinopteri, Perciformes, Cyclopteridae. The transcript is spliced from 62 exons. Gene Ontology annotation, cellular component: membrane; endoplasmic reticulum.